This is a messenger RNA of Aedes aegypti (yellow fever mosquito), 3769 nucleotides long. Its product is annotated as patched domain-containing protein 3. The coding region runs from base 385 to 3441 and encodes 1018 amino acids. The transcript is spliced from 8 exons. Gene Ontology annotation, cellular component: membrane. The record is from RefSeq and is a predicted model, not a curated record. NCBI's taxonomy places the organism in Eukaryota, Metazoa, Arthropoda, Insecta, Diptera, Culicidae.
UCGGUUCCCGAACCACGCCAGUUGUUGAGUGGCUUUCGUCGGAUGCGGACGCGUUUUCCGUGCUAUCUAGCUUCUUCGGUGACGGUUAUCGCGAUUGCGCACUGAGUUGCACGAGACGAUUUGUUAUUUGUGAAUAGAAUUCGGUCGGUGGUCGGAGGCGAUAGGGAGAAGUGUAUUCCCAGAGCACAGAUAGAGCGCGUACGUUUGCCGUCAAUCUCCAUGAGCGAAGGAACGGGAACCUUGACAUCGCGGCUCACAUAGUGACGAUACGGCCAUUCCGUCACCAAUGUUCUCCUGAAGGGAUAAGUUACAGGACUGGCAUGAUUCUAUUUUCCCAUUUGUUAUUCAGUUCGAAAAUCUAAAACGGAAAGCGCUCCAACCAAAAUGCCACCAACGGAAGCCACCAUUCCGCUAACGGAUGGCAAUCGGAUCGUGAAGCCUCCGGUCACCAUCGUUUCCAAAGAGGCCAACCGGCGACAGUCGCUGAUGCAGGAAGAUGCAACGGUACCAGAUGCAACGAUGCCCAACGAGAAUGGAAAACUUUCGGACGAACAGCAACGGCAACAACAGCAGCACCUCAGCUGGCUGGGCCGGCUCUCCUACCAUGUGUCUAUCACGAUCGGCCAGUUUUUCUACAGAUUGGGCCGAUUCAUAGCUAACAACCCGUGGCGCACGAUCAUUGCCUGUUGGUUGAUCGUCGCCUUCUGUAGUUUGGGAUUCUUGCGAUUCCACCAGGAGAAAAGCCCCAUGAAGCUGUGGGUGCCGCAAAACUCAAAAUUCCUGCACGAUACCAACUGGGUGAUCGACAACUUCAAGGAGGGCAAUCGUAUCGAAACGGUCAUGUUGACCGCACCGGAUGUACUUACGCCGGAAGUAUUACAAAAGCUUGCCGAGAUCACGGAAGAAAUUGUGAGCUUGACUGUAAUCAAUAGUCAUGGUAAAAUGGUUGACUGGAAUGAAGUCUGCUUCAAAGUUCCACUGAUAGCUGAAUACACCGCGAAUGAACGCACAAAACGGGAAGACUCUCAAUCUCUAGCAACUACAAAACGUCCGAAGAAGCAAAAGCCUUUCUUCAACCCCAGCGUUGAUCUACCGAGCUUCAUGUACUGUCCACUGAUCAACAGACUUCCAGUUGGUUGCCUGGAACGUAGCAUCCUAGAACUUUGGAAGUUCGACCGGGAAGCCAUUUCUAACCUCACCAAAGAGCAGAUAGUCGAUAAACUGAACAGCACCAAGAUCAGUCCCGUCACGGGGCACACGAUCGACUUCUCCGAACUGCUCGGCGGAGUACAGCGCGACUGGACGGGGCGGAUUGUCUCGGCGACGGCCCUGUACUCGAACUGGAUGAUACACGUCAACUACUCCGAAGUCGACUCCGAUGUCAGUGGGAAUGCUGCCGGAACGGAAGAUUGGGUUACGGAGGAGGCAAUGCUAUGGGAGGGCAAGUUUUUGGAAAAACUUGGAGAAAUGGGUGAGAACUAUACCGAUGAUGAGACGAAGAUGUUCUACGCCGCGGGGCGUAGCUACGGAGAUAUCAGUGCCGAUUCGAUGUUCAAGGACAUUGAUAAGCUGGUGUUCGGAGGAGUGGUUAUGUUCAUCUACAUGCAGUUGGUGCUAUCAAAGUUCAGCUGGACUGAAUUCAGGAUAAUACUAGGAUCCGUUGGCCUGCUCAGUGUUGGGAUGGGUUUCAUAGCUGGCAGUGGCAUUGUUUCGAUUCUAGGCGUCUCGUACGGUCCCGUGCACACGUGUCUACCGUUUCUGCUGAUGGGACUGGGAGUAGACGAUAUGUUCGUUAUGAUGGCUUGCUAUCGUAAGAUUCACGAAACUCACGCAAAUCUACCGUUGCCCGAACGGAUGGGUCUCAUGUUGAAGCACGCUGGGGCAUCUAUCACGGUGACGUCCCUCACCGAUAUCGUAGCAUUCGCCGUUGGUUCGAUUACCGUGCUGCCUUCGCUGCAAUCGUUCUGCAUCUACGCAGCAUUCGGUGUGCUGAUGAUGUUCUUUUUCGUCAUCACGUUCUACGUCGCUAUAUUCACCCUUGACGAGCGUAGAAUUGCCGCCCGUAGAAAUUCAUUCGUUCCAUGGAAGAUCCAUGACGAGAAAUCAACGCAGUUAUGGUGCCAGUAUAACCUUAUGCAUCGCUUCAUCGAAUUUAUUUAUUCAAACAUUAUUCUUACGAACAUUGGAAAAACGCUCAUCAUUUUUGCAGUCAUCUGCAUGACAGGUCUGAACAUUCAAAGUUUGAUGAAACUUCGUCAAAAGUUCGACCCGAACUGGUUCAUCCCGGAGGAAACUUACUAUAACCAAUUUAUAGUAAAAAAUCGCGAACAUUACCCUAAUAAUGGGUACGAAGCAAUGCUACUUUUCGGCAACUACAACUACACCGCAGAGUUAAAGGAAUUACUCACGAUAACUCAUAAGCUGGAGAACAGAACUGAUAUACUGCAUAGCGUGGACUCUUGGCUUGAACCCUUCCAAGACUUUGUGUACUCUAACUAUGAUCAAGAUAUCGGUGAAGUCGUGCUGAGUGAAUCAGAUUUCCGCAAAUACCUAUCGAAGUUCCUAUUCAGUCACGAGGGAGGCCGAUAUCAAAUGAACUUCAAGUUCGCAUCCAAGCUGCAGUGUGGAGAACCGGCGCCGAACAUUACCGUCACUACGAUCGACUUCAAAUUCCGCCCGUUCAGUGAACGAGAAGAAUACAUCCCCGCCAAGUACACAGUCGAAGUUCUGCUCGCCGAGAGCAACUUUACAACGGGAGAACCGUUCAAUACGCUCUGGGCGAAGAUCUUCGGUAACUGGGUCACCGACGAAAUCAUCGAUACGGAGAUCUACAGAAACAUCGCCUUGGCCAUGGUCGGUGUAAUGUUCUGCUCGGCUGUGCUGAUCGUCAAUCCACAGAUUUGUUUCUGGAUUUUCAUAUGUGUCCUUCUGACGCUGGUCAACGUAGGUGGAUUUAUGCAACGGUGGGGUCUGACCCUGGACAUAUGCUCUUGUAUUGCGCUUCAGCUAGCAGUUGGUCUCUGCGUAGACUAUGCGGCCCAUAUCGGUCACACGUUCCUAACCAUUAGUCAUGGCAAUCGCAACCGUCGGUCGCUGGAAACCGUUCUUCACAUAGGCGCCGCCGUACUUUACGGGGGAGGAUCAACCAUUCUAUCGCUCAGUGUUCUCUCUGGAUCUCAGGCGUACACCUAUCGCACCUUCUUCAAGAUAUUCCUUCUAGUUAUUUUGCUUGGCCUGUUCCACGGACUUGUCCUACUACCAGUCAUCCUUAGCCUCGUGGGACCUCCCCCCUACAGUGGCUUUAUAGACGACCCGAACAAGCUUCCCGAUGAUAUCGAAAAAGAAAUGCAACCUAUCGCGAUCAACCAGAAGCGGCACAAUGGUCAACUUGCUCACAGUGAGGAAGAGAAGCAACCGAUGAGGACAGAACCCGUACUUUGAAUGAAACAAGCACUGGAAGCGUUCCAUGACUUAUCUCGCUAAUCCCCCGGAAAGCAACGAGUGGAUUGCAACUGUUAACAAUCAAUUUGAAACAAACAUACACAAUUAGAUGCACAAAAAGUAAGUCUUUUUCUGCUGUUUUACACUCAAGCAACCAUAUUUGAAUGAUCUUGCAACAAGAGCUGUUUUUUAUAUAGGCCACGUGAUGCCAUUGUGAUUUUAAGUUUGCUAAUGUUAACUACAAAGUAUUUUUGGACAAAGUCAUUACAUGUGUAAGUGAAAAAAGGAAGGCGGAUAGAUGAAAAAAAAGCAAUUGGAUUGUACUAAA